CCAAAGCACGUACUAAAUAAUCUCGGAUCCGGUCGAUGUAUGCGCUAUUUUACGAUCACGAACACGAAGCGCUCGUCAACCCGAAUACCCGAUACAGAGAGCCCGGCCCAAAGAGAUUGGUUACUUACUACUCAUCUCGGGCUCUAAUUCCUUUCACAAAAGCGCCAAAGGUAACGGCUUUUCCCCCCUUCUUCUUCCUCAAGGGUUCAUCCUUGAACUGAAACUCGCAAAGAACCGCCGUUCUUACCUUCACCAACAGUAAUGGUCCACUCUGCUUCCAAAUCCCACCUCAAGAACCCUUUAGUCUCUCUCCUUCAGAGAUCAAAAACACCUUCCCGCGUCAAUGAACCCAACAUCUUCCAGUACAACUCCCUGAUCAGAGCCCACGCGAACAAGUCGAACCCGCGGGGGGCCUUGGCCUGUUACUUGGACUUGAGGAGGACUGGCCUUCUGGGGGACAACUACACCUACCCUUUUGUGCUCAAGGCCUGUGGGUUGAUGAUGGGCUUGGUGGAGGGGAGGCAGGUCCAUGGAGAGGUGGUCAAGGGCGGACACGGGUGCGAUGUCUUCGUGGUGAACGGGUUGAUCGGUAUGUAUGGGAAAUGUGUUGAAAUGGUUUGUGCUAAGAAGGCGUUCGAUGGGCUCGAAUCAAAGGAUUUGGUUUCCUGGAAUCUGAUAUUGGGAGGUUAUGUGAGCUCUGGAGAGAUGCUGGUGGCCCAGAUGGUGUUCGAUGCAAUGCCGCAGAGAGAUGUGGUUUCUUGGUCCAUAAUGAUUGAUGGAUAUGGUAAGAAAAACGGCGAUGUUGUCAGAGCUCGUGUUCUCUUUGAUGAAAUGCCUGUCAGAGAUUCGGUCUCUUGGAAUUCCAUGAUCACGGGGUACAUGAAGGUGGGAGAAUUGGUAGCUGCUCGUGAUCUGUUUGAUCUGAUGCCUAAGAAAAAUGUGAUUUCUUGGAGCAUAAUGAUACAGGGAUACGCUUCUCAUGGGGAGCCGCAAGAAGCCCUAAAACUCUUCAGGCUAAUGCUUCGUGAAGAUGAUGUAGAGCUUGAUAAGGUCUCAGUGGUCGGAGCACUCUCGGCCUGUGCCCAGUUGGGAGCACUUCUUCAAGGCCGAUGGAUGCACAUGUAUAUAAAGAAGAAAAGAAUAGAUAUGGACAUAGUAGUUCAGACAGCACUAUUGGAUAUGUACAUGAAAUGCGGAGCCCUUGACGAGGCUCGUUGGGUGUUUGAUAGCAUGACUGAAAGAAAUGCUGUUUCCUAUAGCGUGAUGAUACUUGGGUUCGGGAUAAAUGGUUAUGGAGAGGCAGCCUUGAAGUAUUUGUUCGAGAUGGUUUCUGGGGGAAUUCAAGGGGAUGACAUGACUUUUCUUGGAGCUCUCACAGCAUGCAGCCACUCGGGAUUGGUCAGUGAAGGUUUACACAUCUUUGAUGAGAUGAGGAGAGCACACAGAGUUGAGCCGAAACUUGAACACUACGGUUGUCUGGUGGAUCUCCUGGGUCGCGCAGGUCGAUUGGAUCAGGCCCGAGAAGUUAUAGAGGCCAUGCCAAUGAAGCCCAAUUCUGCUCUUUGGGGGUCUUUUCUCUUGGCGUGUUGGACCCAUCAAGAUCCAGGCCAAGCAGAAGUAGCAGUCAAGAAGCUGAAAGAGCUUGGAGCCGAUGACUGUGGGACCUAUGUUCUUCUGUCUAACAUAUAUGCUGAUGCUGGUUUUUGGGAAGAAUCUAGGCGGAUAAGGAAAUUUUUAAAGGAUAUAAAAAUGGACAAGGAGAUGGGAAAGAGCGUCAUAGAAGUAGAUGGAAACAUCGAAGAGUUUAGAAGUGGAGAUGAUUUGAGUAUGACGAAUAAGGAAUUAAGACAGGUCCUGUGGAGUUUAUCAAAAAGUGCCUUUUGUGCAGGUUAAUCCAAAAAUCCUAUUCCUAUACUUGUGUUCUGGAAACACAUCCAAGGAGCCUCAGAGGAACAACCAGGAGAAUAGAUAAACAUUUGCAGUUACUUCUGCUGCAGGACAGUUUCAAGUUAUAAUUUCUUUGGUCAGUCUAUUCAACAGAGUUAUCUUAUGGGUUUAAAAGUAUGAUACAAACAUAGAUUUCCCUAAUUCUCCUGUUACAACAUUCAAAGAAUUGUGCAACCCUUGCUUUUCUCGGCAAAGCCGAGCCCCACAGGAGAAUCCAAUUGGGAAAAAUAUGGAUUUC
Molecule: messenger RNA, 2185 nt
Organism: Punica granatum (pomegranate)
Lineage: Eukaryota; Viridiplantae; Streptophyta; Magnoliopsida; Myrtales; Lythraceae
Source: RefSeq, a predicted model, not a curated record